Kwoniella shivajii is the source of this 1830-nucleotide messenger RNA. RefSeq lists its product as uncharacterized. The record is from RefSeq and is a predicted model, not a curated record. Gene Ontology annotation, biological process: tRNA processing. Lineage: Eukaryota; Fungi; Basidiomycota; Tremellomycetes; Tremellales; Cryptococcaceae. Gene Ontology annotation, molecular function: tRNA dihydrouridine synthase activity; flavin adenine dinucleotide binding. The coding region runs from base 1 to 1830 and encodes 609 amino acids. The transcript is spliced from 7 exons.
AUGACUGUCGAAAUAAGCAAUGCAGCUUCAUCUUCAAGCAACAAUCGAUCUCAGGAAGAAGUGCUUCCUAGAUACACUGUUAAUGAAAACAACGUACCGGUCCAUGAAAAACCAGGAGGAUAUGAUUUUUAUAAAUCGAUUGGAAGUCCAAAAUAUGUCGUUGCUCCCAUGGUUGAUCAGAGUGAAUUGGCAUGGAGGUUACUUUCCAAAUCACCUUUACCACCUUCUUUAGCAGGACCAAGCGAGACGGUCACAACAACCACCGGAAAGAAGAUCAUUCGACAUCAAGGUGGUGCCCAUAUAUGCUAUACACCUAUGAUACAUGCUAAAGUAUUCUCGGAAACGAAAGUCGAAGGAGGAAGAAGAGGUGAUGCGCAAUUCAACUUGACAUUCGACGAAGAAGGUGGAGAUGGGUUAGUAGCUGGUAUAGAAGGUGGUGAUAGACCUUUAAUUGCUCAAUUCUGCGCAAAUGAUCCGGAAAUCUUACUUGCCGCAGCUAAGAAAAUAGAACAUAGAGUAGAUGCGGUAGAUAUCAAUUUCGGCUGUCCACAAGGUAUAGCGAAAAGAGGUCGUUAUGGUUCUUUCCUUCAAGAUGAAUGGGAUUUGGUGUAUAGGCUGAUCAAUAUAUUGCAUAUCAAUCUUCGAGUACCGGUUACGGCCAAAUUCCGAAUUUUCCCUUCUUUAUCCAAGACUAUAGCAUAUGCUAAAAUGAUGGAGUCUGCCGGAGCUCAAAUAUUGACUUGUCACGGUAGGACAAGAGAGAUGAAAGGUCAAGUUACAGGAUUAGCAGAUUGGGAAAUGAUUAAAAAAGUUAAAGAAAAUGUUUCAGUUCCGGUUUUCGCAAAUGGUAACAUAUUGUAUUAUGAGGAUGUUCAGAAGUGUUUGGAUAAAACGGGUUGUGAUGGUGUUAUGACUGCUGAGGGAAACUUGUCCAAUCCAGCUAUUUUCUUACCUCCUUCACAUCCGCAUUCUCAUCCACCAAUCACCGUAUUAGCCAAUCGCUAUUUGGACAUAGUUGAAUCACUCAAAUCGACAACUGCAGGAUCAGCUAUCAAAGCUCAUAUGUUCAGAUUACUGAAACCUGUUUUAGAUACAGAUGAGGAGUUGAGAAUCCGGAUAGCUCAAUGUCCAUAUAACAAUGGAAUGGGAGGAUUUAGAGAAUUGAUCAAUGAGAUCGAGAAGAGAUGUGAGCCAUCGAAACAGGAAGCUGGUCCUUCGUUCCGGCCAUCACCUAUAGAUCCAUCAACGGGAUAUAGAUCACUUCCGUUAUUCUGCGCGCAACCCCAAAUCCGCGCCAAACCAGUCUCCACCGAGAUAGGUGGUAAAGAAGAAUUUGUCACAAGACCUUCAUCACCAUCUUCAUCUUCCAUCAACCCUGCUAAUCCAUUAGCACCCGCGUCUUCUGUUCCUGGAACUGUAUUAUUUUCGAGAUCAGCAAGACAUGGGCAUAACGUAGAUCAAUGUGUUCAUGAAGGUUGUCCUUCAGUAGCUGCUACCCGAUGUCCAACCAGAGCUUGUAUUACUCAUUGUCGGACUUUAAGAGCUGUAGAAAGUGGUAUCACUGAAGAAGAAGCACUGAAAGAUGCUCAGAGUGGUGGGUUAGUGGGAAUGGGAUGCGAAGCUCAUGAAGAGAAAGAGAGAUUGAGAAAAGAGAGAUUAGGUAGAAAGAGGAAAAACAAAGAAGAAGCUAGAAAACAAGCUAAAGAGAGGAAGAAAGAUGACAAACGAAAAAGGAGGCAGAGUGCAAGUGACUCUGAAGGAGAAGAAGGAGGCCAAGCUAACGGCAAUGAAGAUACAAUGAAGGUGGAUAACGUCAAGAUUGCUGCCUAG